Molecule: messenger RNA, 1182 nt
Organism: Alternaria incomplexa
Lineage: Eukaryota; Fungi; Ascomycota; Dothideomycetes; Pleosporales; Pleosporaceae
Exons: 5
Coding region: 1-1182 (393 amino acids)
Molecular function (GO): protein binding
Source: RefSeq, a predicted model, not a curated record
AUGUCCGGCACAUCAACAUCUCUGUUCGCGGGCGAUGCGCUAUCUGGCCCCGAGAAGAUUGACCUGGCGUCGGUCGUGCAAGCAACCGACCAGGCUCUUAGAGUUUCCGACAACGCUCGAAAGAUCGCCGAUCAGGCUCAAUCAGUUGCCAGAGUCGAGAAAAUUAUCGCUAUGAAUGCCAAGAAGGCUUUGCACGCCGCCAAAGUCGCUCUGAACGCGCUCGUCGGUACCCAUCUCGAGGCGUUCAUUGCAAAACUUGGCGAAGACCUCAAGAAGCGCGGUUUGACCAUUGAAGACCUCGGCAUCAACCCUUGCACUUGGUUUGCUACCAAGUUGAUUCCCUCUGAUGAUGAAAAGGCCGAUGAUACCGCCAAUGCCACCGCUGCUGCCGAGGGUAUCUUGAGGCUCCCAUUUGAGGUGUUUGCCGAGAUCGGUGACUAUCUCAGCGUCACGGACCUCAACGAGAUGCGUUUUGUCAACAAGCGCAUCAAGGAGGCUGUGUCGUUCACAUACGGUAAGAAGAUUUCUGUUACUGAGAACGUCGUCAUCUUUCCUACUUUCGCAAGCGUUGCAGCGUUCUUCAUUGGAGUUGGGUUGGAUGAUGCGUAUCCUGAGAGGAUCCGAACAAUCACCUUGAUUGGCGAGGGACCGGCAGCCCCGGAGUUCAGCUACCGCCACUCUUGGGACCAUGUUCGCAUUCUCAAGUUGCCCGGCAUGCCAGAGCCAACCGAAGAGCAGUGGUAUGAAGAUGCAAAGAUCGUGGAGUUCGCCAACGAUGAGCACGAGCACUGGAGCCGGGCCAACCACUCAUUCUGUCACACUGGCGCAUACCGUACCAUGCUCAGCCUUGUACUCGCCAAGCUGCCCAACUUGAAGACGAUUCGGACUCGCAAGCUGUACCCUGGCGAGCACAUCCCUGGUUGGGCCGGCCCGCAGGCUCUGAAGAAGGUAUCGUUUUACCACCCACGCACUGCAGUCAACGAGGUAUACUAUGCCGAUUGGAACUACGACGAGAAGCACAAGCGAGUCACGAUGUGGACAGACGAGUACGGUGAAGUCAUGGAGGAGGUGGAUGAUGUUGGCCCCCAGGUGGGUUUCAAGGAGGAUCUGGCCGCUGCUAUGGCGCUGUCUGGCACUCAGGCUCAGGUAUUCGAGAUGCAUAAGGAGUUGGAGUUGGUCUGA